Molecule: messenger RNA, 2288 nt
Organism: Labrus bergylta (ballan wrasse)
Lineage: Eukaryota; Metazoa; Chordata; Actinopteri; Labriformes; Labridae
Source: RefSeq, a predicted model, not a curated record
GAUGGAAACAGGAGCUGAUGGAGAGGACUGUGGAGGACCAGAACCAGAGAGGGACUCAGAUCCAGAGAGACGUUUAUAUCCAGAGAUUGAGGUCCGGAUUGAAGACUCUUCUGAACCUGAAACUGAAGAUGGUGAUGAUUGGAAAGAGACCAGAGAACAUCAGUCAGGUUUAAAGUCUGUGCUAAACAUUAAAGAUAAGAGAAUGAAGACUGAGAGGAAAUCAAAUAGCUGUCAUCAGUGUGGUAAAACAUUUGAAAGGAAAGGUAAUCUAGCUGACCACAUGAGAAUACACAGUGGAGAGAAACCCUUCAGCUGUUCUCUGUGCAGUAAAAGAUUUGCCCGAAAAGCAAAUUUGACCAAACACAUGAGAAUUCACUCAGGAGAGAAACCAUUCAGCUGCUCUGAGUGCGGUAAAGGAUUUAACGAUAAAACGAAUAUGACCCGACACAUGAUAAUUCAUACAGGAGAAAAACUCUUUAAGUGCAGUGUUUGUGAUCAAAGAUUCUCUUGGUGUACUCAGUUAAAAAGACACAAGUGUGUUGGCUGUUCUGCUUCAGAGCCUCAUGAGAACCAAACUGAGCUAAACAGAGAGGCAGAAACAGGAGCUGAUGGAGAGGAAGAACAAGAGGGAGCCAGGAAUUCUGAUCUAGAGAUUGAGGUCAAGACUGAAGACUUGUCUGAACAUGAAACUGAUGACAAUGAUGAUUUAAAGGAGACCAGAGAACAUCAGUCAGGUUCAAACUCUCUGGAAAGCAUUAAAGAUAAGAGAUCAAAGACACAUAGGUGCUCUGAGUGUGGUAAAACGUUCAAAAAUAUAGGACAUCUGAAUGAACAUAUGAGAACCCACACGGGAGAGAAACCGUUCAGCUGCUCUGAGUGCAGUAAAAGAUUUAGUCAUAAGGCAGACAUGACCAGACAUAGGAAAAUUCAUACAGGAGAGAAACCUUUUAGCUGCUCCGAAUGUGGUAAAACAUUUCACCAGAAGUCUCAUCUGACACUCCACAUGGCUCAUCACAGAGGGGAGAAACCCUUCAGCUGCGCUGUUUGUGACAAGAGAUUCAUUUGGACCUUUCAGUUAAAAAAACACAAGUGUGUUGGUGGUAAUUUCUCUGAGCCUCAUGAGAACCAAACUGAGGAUAAAAGAGUCGCAGAAACAGGAGCUGAUAGAGAGGAAGAGGAAGGACUAGAAGGAGGCAGGAACUCUGAUCCAGAGAGACAUUUACAUCCAGAGAUUGAGGUCAAGAUUGAAGACUCUUCUGAACCUGAGACUGAAGACUUUAAUGUUGAUUGGAAGGAGACCAGAGAACAUGAGUCAGGUUUAAACUCUGUGGAAAACAUGGAAGAUAAGAUCAUACAGAUACAUAGCUGCUCUGAGUGUGGCAAAACAUACAAGAAGAAACAGUGUUUGAUCAAACACAUAAAAAAUCACUUCGAACAGAAACGCUACAGCUGCUCCGACUGUGGAAAUAGGUUCACAUGUAAAAAAUCUCUGACCAGACACAUGAUAAUACAUUCAGAUGAGAAACCGUUCACUUGCUCUGUGUGCGGUAAAAGAUUCAACAAUAAAGCCAAUAUGACCAGACACAAUAGAAUUCACACAGGAGAGAAACCAUUCAGCUGCUCUGAAUGUGAUAAAUCCUUUCAACUAAAGUAUCAUCUGACACUCCACAUGGCUCAUCACAGAGGGGAGAAACCCUUCAGCUGCAGCGUUUGUGACCAAAGAUUCUCUUGGCCUUUCCAGUUACAGAGACACACUCGUGUUGGCUGUCCUUCUUCAGAGACUCAUGAGAACCAAACUGAGCUAAACAGAGAAGCAGAAACAGGAGAGGACUGUGGAGGACCAGAACAAGCCAGGAACUCAGAUCCAGAGAGACGUUUACAAACACAGACUGAUGUCAAGACUGAAGACUCUUCUGAACCUGAGGGAGAUGAUUGGAGAGACCAGAGAACAUCAUCUAAAAUCUGAAGACUUUGAUGAGAUGUAAUUCGGUUGAGAAACUACUCUGCUGCUCUUGUAGUUUCACAAUUACCUUCACGAGGGAGGUACACAGAAACUCUCACAGGAGAGGAAACUUAACUGUUGUGAGAACAAAAGAUAACAUUUAUAAAACACUCUCUUACACCGUCAGUGUCAAAAGUGAUUUAGUCUUUUAGAUUUCAGGACCUUUGGAUAAUUCUUCUAAUUCAAUGUGUUGGUUUAUAUGGAUUCAUUUCUGAACGUUUAAGAAUUCAUCAGUUGUCAUUUCUCUGUGCUGAUAACAUGGAACAAUAAAUGUGAACUUAAUGUA